Pseudovirgaria hyperparasitica is the source of this 821-nucleotide messenger RNA. RefSeq names its product endo-chitosanase. Gene Ontology annotation, molecular function: chitosanase activity. The coding region runs from base 69 to 821 and encodes 250 amino acids. Lineage: Eukaryota; Fungi; Ascomycota; Dothideomycetes; Acrospermales; Acrospermaceae. The transcript has 3 exons. The record is from RefSeq and is a predicted model, not a curated record.
CCCAUCCAUCCAACCCAUCCAUCCGCACACUCACCCACACACUCCUUCACCAACCCCCAAAACCAAAAAUGCACCCCCAAACCCUCCUAACCCUCCUAACCCUCACCCUCACCACCACCACCACCCUAGCAAUCCGCCUCCCGGCUAACGUAAAAGCCUUCUACGACACCCACAAAUCCGGCCCUUGCAAGCCCUCAAACCGCAUGUCCGCAAACUUCAAAGUCGGACUCGGCGACUCCUCCUACGGCGGCUCCAGCCCCAGCGUAACAUACUGCCACGACACGACCGCAAACGUAAUUACCAGCAAAAGCGGAGGCUACGCAGACAUGGACAUCGACUGCGACGGCCAACACUCGACCGAGGGCCGGUGCAGCAACGACGGGAGCCAGCAGAGCGAGACGGCGUUCAAGGAUACGGUGGCGCAGUACGGGAUCGCGGAUCUGGACGCGCAUGUGCAUCCGUAUGUGGUGUUUGGGAAUUCCGGGGCGGAGGGGAUGGAGUUUAGUCCGCAGAGUCAUGGGGUGGAGCCGUUGAGUGUUGUUGCUGUUGUUUGUGGGGGGAAGCUGAUCUACGGUAUCUGGGGCGACGUCAACGGCGGCGUAGUCACGGGCGAGGCCUCGCUGUCGAUGGCGCAGCUGUGUUUUGGCGACGACUCGGUUAGUGGGGACAACGGGCAUGGCGAGCGGGAUGUGCUGUAUAUUGCCUUUCCGGGCAAGGAGGCGCGGCUGGGCAAGCACGAUGCCAAGUGGAAUGCGUCGACGAAGGAGGAGUUUGAGGCGUCGCUUGUGGCCAAGGGGAAUAAGCUUGUGAGCAGGUUGUAG